This is a messenger RNA of Triticum dicoccoides, 726 nucleotides long. RefSeq lists its product as uncharacterized. Bases 136 to 486 code for a protein of 116 amino acids. The transcript has 2 exons. Lineage: Eukaryota; Viridiplantae; Streptophyta; Magnoliopsida; Poales; Poaceae. Gene Ontology annotation, cellular component: mitochondrion; large ribosomal subunit. Gene Ontology annotation, molecular function: structural constituent of ribosome. The record is from RefSeq and is a predicted model, not a curated record. Gene Ontology annotation, biological process: translation.
AUCCAUUUCUCGCUAGAUCCCCGAGCUGACCAGCCCAACUGCAUCCCAUUCCGGCCGAAGGGAACAGAGGAGAGGUUUAGGGUUCCGGCCGCCGGAGCAGAUCCCACCACACGGAGAAGCAGAGCCGGAGGGGAGAUGACCGGGAGCGCGUUCAACGCCUUCAAGUCGCGGGUGCCGGUGGCGUGGAGCCCGAAGCUGUACAUCACGCUGGUGCGCGGGCUGCCCGGGACGCGCAAGCUCCACCGCCGCACCCUCGAGGCCAUGCGCCUCCGCCGCUGCCACCGCACCGUCGAGCACCGCACCACGCCCUCCCUCCUCGGCAUGCUCACCCAGGUCAAGCGCCUCGUCGUCGUCGAGACCCAGGAGAUGUACAACGCGCGGAAGCAGGCCGACGAGCAGCGCCGCGCGCUCAGGCCCCCGCUCGUCGUCUCGCACGCCCCGCCGCCUAAGCCGGCCGCCGCCGCGCCGGAGGGCGCCGGCCAGUAGUGGCCUCCGGGCAUCAGAGUCAUCAAAAGCUCUGGUCGUGUUGAUCAAUUGAGCCGUCGUUUCAUUUGCUGGAGGCCGCCUCUUGGCUUCAGAUUUCUAGUUCCUUGUCGCGUGUUCUUGCUCCAAAGAUUGUGGCUUCUUCUCAGUUCUUGUGAUCUGUUUAUUUUUGGAUAAGUGGAGCAGCCUUAAUCGGAGCGGAACAUUGUUACAGCUUAGGUCCAUACGGUAUGAUGUUGAUUU